Messenger RNA from Fopius arisanus, 2487 nucleotides. Its product is annotated as Protein phosphatase 4 regulatory subunit 2-related protein. The transcript has a single exon. The record is from RefSeq and is a predicted model, not a curated record. The coding region runs from base 225 to 2096 and encodes 623 amino acids. Gene Ontology annotation, cellular component: protein phosphatase 4 complex; nucleus; cytoplasm. Gene Ontology annotation, molecular function: protein phosphatase regulator activity. Lineage: Eukaryota; Metazoa; Arthropoda; Insecta; Hymenoptera; Braconidae.
UGGACCCCGGUGUAUGUUUGCGUUCCUCAGUGAUCACAAACCACCCCGCAAAAAUUAUCUUCAGCAUAACCACUCAAUUACCUAAACAAAAAUAACCACAAACGGAUAAUCUCAGCGUUCUGCCCCCACGCCCUCCCCCCCCGAAUAAAAAAAAUCGGUGGCAGGUUAAAUUUCCAAAGUGACAAGCCCCCGAUUCCCAACUUCCCAAAAUUCCCAAAUAAAAAAUGGAAAAUCCAGAGGAAGUGCUCCAAGCUCUGGACGAAUUCCAGAAGCUGCGUCCUUCAGAAAUUCCCCGCGAACUCGAGGACUAUUUGUGUUUCGUGGCAAAAACAGGUGAUCCAGUGUACCAAUGGUCCUUGAUAAAGCCCUUAUUCCGUGAAAAAUUGGUACGAGUUAUGACAGACUUCUACGAGAGCUGUCCAACGCUGGAUCUCGCGGCAAGUCCCAACAUCGAGCAAUUCAACUACGACAGCAUGAAAGGAAAUCUUCUGGAUCUAUUGGAGUCCUUUGCAAAUGCACCAUUUACAGUCCAGAGGAUUUGUGAGCUGUUGACGUCCCCGAGAAAGGAGUACAACAGAGUGGACAAGUUCAUGAGGGCGAUUGAGAAGAAUAUUCUUGUGGUGUCGACUAGAGAACCAGGACCAGCAGCUCGUAGAAGUGAGAAUGGUGACAGUAUGAUAAAUGGAUCGAUGGAUGAGGAGAGUUCAGCGACACAUCAUGAGGUGGAGAUGGAGUCAUGGGUGAAGGAUUGCACAGGUGAUGUGCCAGAGGAAGCAGAUCCCAAGAGGAGUGAGGAGUCUGUCAUUCAGGAGAAACAAGAGCCACGAGGGAACCUAAAUAACUUCAGUGAUACAUCAGGCACAUUAAGUUCGAGCCAACACGAGCCAACGUUGUGUAGUAAUCCACAGAAUGCUGUGCCUGAUGUAUCUGGUAUCGUUGGAGACGUUCCAGAAGCUAUUAUGAAUGAGGAUACUAGUUCUCAACCUAGUUUGGAUUCCGAGAGUGAUGACAGCGAUCUGAGUAACUCGAGAAAAUUGACGUUUCAGUCCAGAGAUUUUGGCAAGGACAAGCCUGAGGAGAGGAUUGAGGAGAGAGAUGAGGAGAGGGCUGGGGUUAGGGAUGACGAUAAGGCUGAUGAGAAAGAUGAGAAGGAUGAGGAGAAAGCCACGGGCGAGGAUGAAAAGCCACUGGAGGAAGUGCACAAGGUGGAGCAGGGUAAAUUAAAUUUUGGUGGGCAUCAGCAUCCAGAUUUAUCCAUCGAUGAUCCCAUCCUUGAGAAACGAGCGAGACUGGACGAUGGGACGAGUUCAGAGACUGAUUCUAGGGAGUCUGUUGUUAUCGAUUCGUCAGAGAUGAGGGCAGCGUCUCCUGGGGUAAAGGGGGAUCCCUUGAACAGCUGCGAAGGAGGUGAUGAUAAAUCUGAAGGUGAGGCGCCGGUGGCUGAGCCCCAGGUCUUAUCUGGCGAGGAAAAUGAUGCAGAACCCGAACCUGAGGUGCCAGAGGUAGAGCGAAAUCACGAGGGCAUUGAGACGGAUUUCCAGGAGCUUCCAGAGCAUCACAUCAAGGGGACCAAUUCCACAGAGCCUGAGGUUAUUACUGAGAGUAAAAAGGAUGAGCAGAGUGAACAAGAGACUGUUGAACCUAUUGUGGAGGAACCAACGAUUGAGGAACCUGAACGCGAUGAAGAGGCUGAGGAGACUGGAGGUGUUGUCAUCCAGGAGGCUAUGGAUGAUGAUACCAAAAGUGGAAAUACUAUGGUGCCAGAUCCUAUUCCAAUUAUCGAGGAGCCCAAAGAGGAGAGUUUCGUUACCAGUACUGAGGAGACCUCCAUCGCUGAAAUCGUCGAGGCCAAGAGUCCUGUGAUUGGCGAAAGUGACAAUGAAGUCGGCACGAGUAAAGAGGGUCUUGUGGAUGUCGAGGAGCUCUGCGAACCCCUUCAGCAGGACAAUAUCGAUGAUGUAUCGGUUGUUGAGAGAGCGAACGAGGAGGAAAAGGAAGUCGCUGUGUCCAUGGACGUCGACAGUGAGGAUGCGAUGCCAAUUAUUCAGCAGGACGAACCCAUGGAGGAGGAGUCUGGGGAUCAACUCAAGAGUUAAUGUAACAUAUUCAUAUUUAUUCGUGGAACUAUCAUUCUCUCUCUGAUGACUUGAAUUCUGGGUUUCAUAUCGGAAUUGAUGACUGGUUUAAUUUUUUUUUUCUCGAUUUUUGAAAGUGAUUAUUUUGUGGGAGGUCAUUGUCAUGAUUAGUGUGUUUAGGGGAGUAGUGGAGUGCUUGAGGUGCUGGAAAAUUUGAGGUAGAGAAAAGCAGGGGAUGAUAAUUGAUAAUGCCUCCACCACUUCCUCAUUGAAUCCAUUAUUUAAUUAGUCGUUUCUUCGAGUAGAUGUUUUUGAAAUUAUUUCUUGAAUCAUUAAUUUGACAUGUGCUCCAAUCACUGAGAUAUCUGCGAUUAAGUGUAAAUUACGAAAUGAGGACAGAUGAAGAUUUGUG